Hypoxylon trugodes is the source of this 1639-nucleotide messenger RNA. RefSeq lists its product as uncharacterized. NCBI's taxonomy places the organism in Eukaryota, Fungi, Ascomycota, Sordariomycetes, Xylariales, Hypoxylaceae. The record is from RefSeq and is a predicted model, not a curated record. The transcript has a single exon. The coding region runs from base 133 to 1494 and encodes 453 amino acids.
UUCCCCUCCUAAAUUACACACUAAAAACUCGAUCGGCUCCAACUUUUUUUUCAUCCCAUACGAUUUCAACUCCCUCAACGAACCCACGUUCUGCAUUGCAAUGCGUAGGGCAUCAUCACAUUUUGUCGCCUCAUGCUCCUACGACAGCUCCAGCGGCCAUCUUCACGAUCGGUAGCCGCAGUAGCAAAAGUAUGGCGACCGACAUUUACAGCCCUGCUGCACGGUAGCAGCCGGCAACCACAAUUUACACACCCUUCAUCGUCAUCCCAGCACAACAGCGAAGAUGACGCAAAAUCCCCGAAUAAACCCCUUUCCCUCUUCGAGCGCCUCUUCCCCGAGGAAGCAAAGCAAGCACGCAACUCCACUGACUCAAAAUGGCCUAAGAAACCCCGCUCCCAACUUUCCAACACAGACGACGAAUCCUCCCCUCUAACCGUGGCCGAAGACGAACACUUCUUCCAGCACCGCUUCGCUGAUGCCGAGUACCUCGAGUUCAGCCUCGACGGUGAACUCGAUCUACCCGAAAAUGAAAACGACACUAACCCCGACACCGCCUCCCUACGCGCCAAAACCAUGCUCAUCCUCUCGGCAGCCAGCAAGCAACUCUCACUAAGCGACUUCCAAGGCCUAGGCCCCCGCGGCGCACACGUCGAAGGUUGGGUCGGCGUGGGCGGGGGUGCAGCGCGCGUCGUACCCGCUAGAGACCCGGAUACCUUACAACCGCUAGGCCACUACUUCAUACUCUUCGACAGUCAUGACGCAGCAGUUGCGUACCGCGACGAAGUCGAGCGCUUAUGGGAGCUCGGAAAAGCGCGGCUCGCUGAGCGGGAUGUGUAUAACGGGGAGCGGGAGAAAGAUAUGCGAGGUCGAGCCGUAGAAAGACGACCGUUAGUUCGGGGAGAUGAGGAUGUAGAUGUUGCGCUGAAGUCGUUUACCCUAGUCCCCCCAUCGCAGAGGUAUCAUCUUGAGCUUUCAUCAGGGAGGGGGAAUAUGGUCGACGAUUUAGACUCCGGUGGUGGGUCGUUUGUCGAUCAACUUGCUGCGAGGGCUGGGUCGAGACAUUUGGUUCUUGUUACUGUGGAUGGAGGACGCAUUUCGGUGGAUACGCUGCGCCAAGCUAUUGAGGAGGAUGGUGUAGAGCGGAAUCUACCGUGGCGGGUGACGGAUCUUGAAAAUGGUAUUUUGCCGUUCGGGAAGAGUGUUUUGAAGAAACAUGAUAGGACUUUCGAGCAAAGUCUAUUGGAUCAAACUGGUCAAGCUGUAGGCGAGACCAAUGUGGAUGAGAACAGAGAGGGUGCGGAAGUAGUAGAUGACAAGAAGUAUAGACGGUAUCCCCGGUUCAUUAUACCAUUCGAGGAUGCCGCUGAGGCACAGCGCUUCGUAAGGGGAUGGCACCGAAGACAGUUCAAGCUACGCAUGAGCAUCGAGGAGAACGAGGACAAGCAAGUGAAUUGGGACGAAAUUAGGACACUCAAUACUUCAGUGCUGUGGUAAAGUAUAUGUUAACUUCCUAAUAUUCUACCGUAUACUAGUAUAUUACCCUUAAUAGAGAACACUUAUGUUUAUAUAAGCAAUCACAUGUCAUAUUCAUCAGAAUUGGGUAUCGGGAAUAAAAUAAGUCAAUUUUCCAAUGCGAGUA